Messenger RNA from Cladophialophora immunda, 1428 nucleotides. RefSeq lists its product as uncharacterized. The transcript has a single exon. Lineage: Eukaryota; Fungi; Ascomycota; Eurotiomycetes; Chaetothyriales; Herpotrichiellaceae. Bases 245 to 661 code for a protein of 138 amino acids. The record is from RefSeq and is a predicted model, not a curated record.
ACUUGACCCGCCCACCCAUUGUCCUCUACCUUGUGGGUUUCUUUUUUAAAUGUUCCAUUCUCAUGUCAUCCUCGCAGGGCCUUCUGAACCCCCCUAGGCCGUAUUCCCUAUGCGGGGUGCCGCUUCAGGCCCGCAAUGGUGAUGCCUACCUGUGUACACUCUUUCCGCGAUCGGUUGCGACUCUGAAGAUGACGCCGGCACGGAAGAGAAAAACAAGAGAAGGGUUGCAUUGACAAACGGCAAGAUGAAAUCAUGGCAGGAUAGGGCAGGCUUCGCCCCGAAGGAUGCAACAAGACGAACCACUGGGGUUUUUUGGCUUCGAAGGGUCUCGAAAAGCUCGGGCCACAUAAACAGCCGGCACGAGAACGUGGGCCCAGACUGGUCGCUGCUCGGGAAUAUCGAAGUGAUGGGUGUGCUCCGAGAUCAUCCCAACUCGCCCAGAAAACAUAUCCGGUCCGGUCGCAGUCCUCUGAUACGGCUUCUUUCGGGUUUCCAGAAGGCGCGCUUCGCCGGUCAGAUUCCUCCUCUAGAGCCCAUGACUCGUCCAAGUCCCACCAGGGCAAUCAUUUCCGGCAAAUUGCUGUUGCAAUCAAUGUUGUUCCAUGCACGACGCACGUCAACAUCGACCCCAGAUACGCCAUGCCUCCGUCCUCCACAAUGAGCGCUCUCCAUAUCCGCGUCAUUACCUGCUAUCCGGCCUCUCCAAGAACUAAGUUGUGCCAUGUUGGGCACUAGAAGUCGGACGCAGACACGAAGAGGGGCACCAUCCGAGGUAAGCUUGAGGGGCCUGCUUCGAUGGCAGAUGGUUGCCGCCGCCUGUGACGACGCACAUCUCCCGACCAGCACCACAUGCUCUGUUAUCGGGUGGAUACCUGAGACAGUGAGACGUGCCGCCAGUCUCGUCCCUGACAGGUCCACAGAGGUACAGAUCACAAUGAUAGCAUUGGCAGGAUAGCAUCACCAGCAUAGGAUGGAUUCGUUCUCGUACCUUGUACUUACGCAAGCACUUCUUCACGGGCAGAUACCGUGGGUCAGUGUCAUCUCCGAUAAGCAUAAGGUCGGCGCUGCAUCAUCCAACAUGUUUUGGGCCGUGUCUUUGCCCAAGAAGACCCUUCAGCCGGUACCGCGCUGAAUGUGUGUCACGAGAAAAGCAAGCUUCUCCAGACAGGAAUAUUUUUGCUUGACGCACCUGCAAGGGAGACUGUUGCAAGAGCUAGGAAUGAACCUUGAAUUUGUCUAGCAAUACCCGAUCCCGAGCAGCCCUGUCAGUGAUAGCUGCGUCUCGUCAAUCGGCCACAAGGUGGAUGAGGGCCCAGAACCAGUCUUGAUAAUCAAGAAGUUGAUUCGUGCACUAUUACUUCACGCCAGACAUCCCGCAAAUUGGUACCGAUUAUACACUUGCAUUCAUCCAGAAUCACCUGACUCGUU